Molecule: messenger RNA, 3145 nt
Organism: Aedes albopictus (Asian tiger mosquito)
Lineage: Eukaryota; Metazoa; Arthropoda; Insecta; Diptera; Culicidae
Gene: Rad9
Product: cell cycle checkpoint control protein RAD9A
Exons: 3
Coding region: 575-2176 (533 amino acids)
Biological process (GO): DNA repair; mitotic intra-S DNA damage checkpoint signaling; cellular response to ionizing radiation
Cellular component (GO): checkpoint clamp complex
Source: RefSeq, a predicted model, not a curated record
CUUCGGAUAACGUUGUUCAUUUGCGUGGGCGGGCUGCUGUUAUGCCCUCCGAAGCGUUUUAGAAAAAAAGACACAAGACCUCUUGGGCCCUUUUCAAAUGUUGCUCCAGAAUUUCCGAUUUUCAACUGCACGAGCAAUAUAUAAGUGCUUAAAACACACCGACUUGAUUUGUUGCAAUCGCGCACUUUUAUUUACGUUUUCGCACUCUUGAAAACUCGUGCGAUAGUCCCAGUGGUGAACUAAAAUUGAAAUGCGCUAUUAUCAAUUUGAAAGUUCGAUCGAAAGUUCAAAAAUCGAGCCAAAAUGAUGCUAACCAUUUUGAUGUUAAACACGACAACACUACAUCAGUCCACUGUUCUACUGAGCACACGAGACAAACGGCGAAGUGAGAAACAAGACAACCAAGCACGCAAAAACCAACCGCGGGAAUUCGCCCGGCGCCCGUCUCGGCGCCGUAUCAUCUGUCAAAAUGCACAAGUGACAACACGAAAGAUGUUUACUCACACCGGUUGUUGUUGAUUUUUCCAAAUUUGUAUAGAAAUUUCCCUGAAAAUACACAAUUUAACGUAUCAAAAUGAACUGCAUCAUCACCGGGAGGAAUAUGAAAAUCCUCGCCCGAACGGUGAAUUUCUUCUCCAAAAUCGGAACGGAGUUGUAUUUGGAGGCACUGCCAACGGGGCUGUCGCUGAAGGCCCUCAAUUCAAUAAACACCGCUUACGUGGUGACCAACUUUGGAUUGAAGUAUUUUAUUAGCUUCCGCCAGGGAGCAAACGACCGCUUCGAGGAGAACAACUGCAAGGUGUCGAUCAAACCGAUGUUGAAGAUAUUCAAGCGGCUGGGGACGAUUCAGAUCUGCAAGAUCUGGAUACAGGUAAACCGGAAGAAGAUUGUCUUUCAGUUUCAGUGUAAAUCGGAUAUCUUGAAGACUCAUAUUAUUCCGCUGCUGGAACAUGAGCACAUCAAUUCGCUGCGAUUGCCGGAAAGCUUCGCUAAUAAGGUGGUGGGGGACCACAAGGUGUUCAACAAAGUUCUGAUGCACUUCCAUAGGAAUGUUAAGGAAGUUACUUUCGAUGUGAAAAGUGAUGAAACUGUAGUGUCUAAUUAUAUUGAGAAUACCAGUAGGGAUCGGACCACGAUGAGGUCAUCCCUAUCGAUCGAAAGCACUGCCUUCAAGUUGUACGAUUUGGAGUCCCCUUCCAGUAUAACGUUCUGCUACAAGGAAUUCAAAGCUAUGGCCAACUAUGCCGAGCAGAAUCACAUGACGGUGGAAAUGAACUUUGACCAGGCCGGGGGACCCCUGAUGAUCCGGAUGAAGAAGGACGACGUCCUGCAGAUUCGGUUCAUAAUGGGCACGAUGAGACCCCGGCUGGAGAAGCAGAAUCGAAGCGUGCAGCGGGCGAAUCGAAAGCUGGACGAUCAACUGGGACAGAACAAAGCGACUCCCACGAGAAAGGCAGACAGCGAACGGAUCGAUACCUGUCGGACGUCUAUCACUCAGGACAGCGAUCGAACGCAAAUGCCCGACUCGGAAUCGAGAAACAGCUGCCUACGAGGCGACGACACUCGUCACGACUCAGAAUUGGCCCCGGUCGCGCUCCAGCAAACUCCCCAGGCAAGACGCAGCGAGGUACCAUCCCGGAUGACUUCCGACAAACCCAACCGAGAAACGUUCCUAGACGGGUUGAACACUCUUUCGACGUCCUCCUCGGUGGCCUUUGGUCUGCACCCACCAGCCGUUCCACUACCGAACAAUCCGCCCCUCCGGACCGAAGACGACCCGGAAUCGUACGACAUAGUAUUCGCCGGCAAUUCCAACGAUCCCAAUUCCGAGAGCCAACAAGGUGUGCAAAUUCCGGCCUCCAGCAAGCGCAGGGUCGAUUCCCAGGGCAAACCUAACGCUAAAAGACCGAACUUAUCGCAGCUUCGUUCGGAAGCACUGUUCACCGGAGCAGCGGCGGGAGCAGCUCAGCCUCUGGCGGCGUCAACAUCCUCCCGGCUGGCGAUUAACAUUCCCGAGAGUGUUCCGGAAUCACCGGAAGUGAUUGCCGAGCGCAAGCGAAAAGAGGAACGGAUGCGGCACGUGUUCCGCAAGUGCUUCGAGGAUACUUUUGAUCCACGCAAGGUCGGCACCAGUACAGCCGUUUUCGCCGAAAAUUCCGAUCCGGAGGAUAAUUAGUAGGUUCUGCUUUUAUGGAAAUCGGGCGUUGUAUAACCCUAGUUGUUGCUAAGUUUGUUUGGGUAUAAGGAAUAAAACAGUAAUCAACUUUCCUUCAAAUUGAUGUGUGUAGAUAAUAGAAAGAAUCAAUCCUUUUUCAAGACCAUUGAUGACAUAAAUUAUUACGAUUGAAUGAAUACCUUUUUUAUUUCUUUUCGGGUCUGUCACUGCGACCAGUUAUCAGACCUAUUGUGACAUUACCAGUAUCCUUAGUGUAGUGCAUAAUGCAUUACUCCAUUGCAAAUGAAGGGCAAUAAAAUAUAAAUUUCGUUACGUUCUGUUCUCUUAGAACCUUCAAAAGCUACCAAAUUUAAAGAUAAUGACACACGAUUUAAACUAAGGAAUCCCCGAAUGAUUUCAGAGAGGAAUCUAAGAAGGAAUUCCAGGAGCAGUCUUGGUAGAGAUCACAGUCAUUUGAACCUUUUCGUCGAUAUUCGGCCUCCUUUGUCUCCGACAUUCGCCACACAAGCAAUCAAACUACAGUACGAAACAAAAAUGUCAAACGAAUGCACUUCACCACGAUAGCGUCUUCUGGAGACGGUUCAGCUUUUGUUAUUCCGGUCUUCUUUCAUAAUGAGAGCUGUGUUGGCCAAAUGUGUUUCGUAUUCAAUGCAACAUGCAAUAAUAAACCAAUACUAACAUUCAUAAUCGGAAUUUAAUGAAAAUUUAAGCGAAAAGCUAGGAUUAGACAAAUGCCAUCGUGUCAAACGACAUUGAUUUGACGCUUCCUUAAUUUUAUUGAACUUCGUUCUACCACUCGUGUUGUGUGUAACGAAUCGAAGGUAGUGAAAAGUGUCGAAUUUUUACAAGACUGCCAGGAGGAGCCUAAAAGAAACUCCCGGAGGAACCCAUGAAGAAAAUACAGGACUAAUCUCUGCAGGAAUUGCUGUAUGAGACCCUGAAGGAAUUUCUGCAGGAAUCUGGUGGAUC